AUGCACAACACGUUAAACCGGUUGCAAACGACCUUCGGGUUCUUCACAACGUGUGCCUUUACUCUCGCGGCCAUCAUUGCUGCCCUAUCUCUAGUCCCGAUUCCGGCCCAGACAUCCUCUCCAAGCGCCUCGAUUGCCGUCCGCAAUGUUCAAGUUGUCAAAGGGAGACCACAUUACUAUUCCGAGAAGCGUGAGGAAUAUGCCCAAAUUCGAUUUGAUCUUGAUGCAGAUCUUUCCAGUCUAUUCAACUGGAACACCAAGCAAUUGUUCGUUUACGUGACUGUGAACUACCCAAGUUCUAAAGAUGGCAAGAGCGGGAUGUCUGAGGCUGUCAUUUGGGAUGCAAUCAUACCUACCACUGCCACUCCCUACUCGUGGCAGAGUCUCAAGCAGAAAUAUUUCCCAGAAAAGAUAAAGUCCAAGAGCAAGAGUAAAAGGGUCUCUGCCACCAAGUCAAAGUCUACCGAUCUCUUGAAACCUGGCGUCAUAUCUCUGAAAAACCAGAAACCAAAGUAUCAAGUCACAGACCCGAGUGGUUUACUCAGCGAAAGAGGAAAUGCUACUCUGCAAGUGAGUUGGAAUUUACAGCCUUGGGUGGGUGCUCUGGUCUGGGACAAAGGUGCAUUGGGCAACCGAUUGGGAAAAUGGGGAGCUGGAAGGGUUGGUCGAAGCGAAGUGUUUGAAUUCCCCGCCUUAAAAUCAAAGGCAGAAACUGUCCGAGACAAGAAUGGACCGAAGACUCCUCAACCUGGCUCUGCAGCUCCUGCUGUCGAAAUUUAG
Molecule: messenger RNA, 780 nt
Organism: Exophiala aquamarina CBS 119918
Lineage: Eukaryota; Fungi; Ascomycota; Eurotiomycetes; Chaetothyriales; Herpotrichiellaceae
Exons: 1
Coding region: 1-780 (259 amino acids)
Biological process (GO): protein targeting to ER
Cellular component (GO): signal peptidase complex; membrane
Source: RefSeq, a predicted model, not a curated record